Messenger RNA from Brassicogethes aeneus, 2322 nucleotides. Lineage: Eukaryota; Metazoa; Arthropoda; Insecta; Coleoptera; Nitidulidae. The record is from the annotation of a GenBank genome assembly.
AACCGCUUGCAUUUGCAGUAUAGUAAAGCUGUCUAGCGGUUUCAGACCGUUCCGUACUUUGCCGACCGACUGACAUAAACAUACAUAAAGAGUGUUGUUGCGUUCCACUAACAUAGCAAAGCAACCACAUUGUGUUAGUGCUCAUUUUGAACAAAAGUGUAAUUUUUUUUGUGUUGUGGUGCACUUAAGGCCUCAUCAUUGCUCUGUACCCGGUCAUCAGGCCUGCAGGCCCUUCGCCCUUCGGCAUGCCGGCAAUGCACACCGAGAACGGAUUAAUUUUUUCACCCCCGCCUGAUGUUCUAAAGCAGCGUAUAAUGGUUGCCGAAUUCGUGGGACGAGGCCAGAGUGGUUCCCCAGUAAAUGGUGAAAUUCCACAAUUAAACUCAAACAUGCCGUCAAGUCACGGACGAGAAUUGCUUGAAAACCCCACAACCCCCGACUACAAUCAACAGAACUACAAGAUGAACAACGUGAAUCAUAAAGACCUAUUCGGUCAGCGCAAACAGAGAGAAUUUACUCCUGAUAAUAAAAAGGACGACAGCUAUUGGGAUAGGCGUCGCAGAAACAACGAGGCUGCCAAAAGGUCGCGCGAAAAAAGACGCUACAACGACAUGGUUUUGGAACAAAGAGUGGUCGAGUUAACCAAGGAAAAUGCCAUACUGAAGGCUCAGUUGGAGGCGAUCAAGGAGGAAUUUGGAAUCUGCGGCGAGAAUGUGGUGUGCGUUGAAAAAGUAUUGGCUAAAAUGCCAUCGAACGAACAAGUGCUCAGCCUAACCAAGCGGCCCAAAAUAUCGCAUCCUUCGCCCCUUAUGUUCAGUUCACCAAGUCCAAUCCCCACCCCUGUAAUACAUCAGCCUGUGAUGGGCUCGCCACCACCGCAAUCCUUGACGCACGGCCACAGCAUCCUUCACCCACCCCCAUCCCACAUGGAGUCGCCAUACAGAGAACCGCAGGAUUACCAUGGUUACCAGUUCCAGCCUUACCACGCCACCAUGCACUACGACUCAAACAACGCCCUCAAUUUGUCGCGAUCGCGCUCCAGAGGUCAGUCGCCGUUCGAAGUGUCCAGCAACUCAGGCGACGAAAGUGCACCGGUAGCUCUAACCACCUCGGAAGCCAACAACAGCUUGCCAUUGAAGCUGAGACACAAGUCGCAUCUGGGCGACAAAGACGCCGCCAGCGCGCUGUUGUCCCUGCAGAACAUCAAGCAAGAACCAGGUCCGCGCGCAUCUCCUCCAUGGGACGCGGAAGGUUCGAGCGACGAAAGGGACUCCGGCAUUUCUUUGGGCGCCGAAUGGACCGCCAGUCAAGCAGCCGCCACCCUCCAAACUCUCCAGAAACAAUCUCAGAUGCAGGGGUUACAAGAAGGCGACAACCCCGAGAAAAGGCACAUCAUUCACUCGGAAUUGGUGCGAAUUUCCACGGAGGUGGAAAAAUUGAAGUCGUACAUGAGAAAAGACAAAGACGCGGGCGUGCCUCAUCAUCAUUAGUGCGCUACCGCAAAAACAAACAGAAUGAAUAUUGGUGUGAUUUAGGUGAUCCAAUCAGAAAUGGUGGGUCACCGUUGUUGUGAUGAUUCUCGUUCUGGAGAUUUGAACAUAUCAUGCUCCGACGGGGCAUAUUUAUUAUUCUAGUGUUAGGUAUUUAUUUGUUAGUUAAGUUGAGUUUUAAAGGUUGACGUAUCGUCGGGAGGAAGUCGUCAACUUGCACAAUAAUCUUAAUGGACACGCUUUUCAUUUUGCCAAUUUAUAUUCCUAUGAUUAUUAUCCUUGUUCUUAUUUAACAAUAACAUUAUAUUAUUGUAUUGGCGCUUUAAUAGCUAUGACUUAAUAUUGUGUAAUUUACCUACUAUAUACUGUAUACUUUAUAAUCUUAGGACAUUAGUCCAUCUAUCGUCUUAUUAGAGCCAAUCAAUUUUUUUUUGGCUGCAUUAUAUUGUGUACUUUCUAUAUCAUCACUACCGAUUUACCUUGUCAUCAUUUUUAUCAUAAGGAAUUAACGUACCUUUUAUUUUUUAACUGGAAAUGUGUGAUUUUUUUGUAAACUAUUUAUCCUAAGAUACGCAAUUAUUUAUGUAAAAUAUUGUAUUUUGUUACUCGCCGUCUAACGGCUAAUAUUACGUUAUGUUUAUCUCAUUAUUGUAUAUUUAUAUAUUAUAAGACUUAUGCUGGACUUACCUUUGAAUAAAUCUUUUAUAAGAAUCUGUAAUAUUUACUUCGUCCAGUAUGAUAUUCAUCCAUAUAGAAGAAAAUAUUUAUAUAUUUUCAUAUUACCGUUUAUGUAUCCUAACUGUGUAUUAAAUAAAUAUUUGCAAUGUUUUUC